AUAUAGAACUCCAAUGCUUUUAGCAAUUUUCAUUGAAAUAUUAUCAAUUUGUUGCCUCCAAGACAAGUUUUCAUCUAUUAUAACUCCUAAGAAUUUUGUAUUUUUUUCUCUUUUUAUUACUGUACUGUCAAUAUAUAAGUCAGGAAGCUCGAAUAAGACUGGGGUCAAUCUUGUCAUCGAGUACCUUCUAGACGUGUAAUACGCAUAAAAUCAGUUGCAUACGUGGUAAAUAUUUGUGAAGUAUUUGCUUGUGAUUUUCAUUAAGAAAAACAUUGGUUGUCUAAAGGAUAAUGGAUGUAGCAUGAAAAAAGAUAAAUUAGUUUAUUUUUCGAUUGGAAGAAAAAUGACAUCAAAACCUCAAAGGUCCCUAUGGUAAAUAACCAGUUUAUAUUCAAUGUCGGAGAAAUAUUUUUCAGGAAACAGACGUCUGUGUAAACUUUUUGUUCUGCUAACUAUUUCUUGUUCAAUCGUAUAUUUUUUUUCAUUAUUUAUUAUUUUAUCAAAGAUAAUUUACAAUAAAUUUAAUUAUACCGUACCAAUUUAUCUGGAGCAGCAUCUAUUUCAACAGCAGAAAUACCAAUAUCAACAGUUACAACAGCCACAACAAGUCAGUGAAUUAAAAAUUGUAAUUCCGUUUCACAUAAAACAACUGGACAAAGUGCUUGAUAACAUAAACAAAUGGAAGAUAUUUCAACCGUGUGAUAUGAUAAAUUUUAACAACAAAAGCGUUGAGUUAAUAUUUUACGUUGGCUACACCAAUGAGGAGCAAAGUUUUCUCAGAAACCUGAGUUCAAUCAUGUCAAAAAACAUUGACUGUUUUGUCAAUAAACAUGAAGUUUUUUUCAAGUACAAUAACAAAGAUGAGGAUCAGCACGUGAAAGGUGCUAGAUUAAUGUUUGAAUCAAUGCUUAACAGAAGUAAUGAACAUUUUAAUCGUACAUCUUUUGUGUUUUACAUGGAACCGGAUGUACGGCCAAUUAAAUCCAACUGGUUAAACGCUCUAAUGAAGGAGAUUGGCAAUGGAAACUUUUGGAUCAAAGGGUCUUGUUUCCGAGGUGACAUAAACAAGUUCAAAAAAAAUGAUCCCUACAUUCCUAACUAUAUGCACAUAAAUGGUAAUGCUCUCUACAAUCUUGGUAGCGAUGAUUUCAAGCAUUUCUAUUUUAGCAUACUUCGUCCCUAUGUGAUUAAAAAAAAUGGCGAUAGCAAAAAUGCAUACGACACUGACUUUUUUGAGUUUUUUUUUGACAAAAAUAACUACGAAAUAACACGAAACGUUGUCCAUCAGUUUCAUAUGUCUGAUUUUGUUCAAAACUAUUGGCAAACCGAAUUUGAAGUAAAAUUUUUAGAGAAAAAGUUUCCCAAUACUUAUUUUGUGCACGGCGGAUUUCCGCGCUAUUAAAAAGAUUUUUUUUAUUUUUCGUUUAAAUGAAAGUACUUGAAAAGUACUAUCGCUGUUCAAUUAUGUAGACGAUAUUUUAAUUUUGUUUUUAAUAAAUUAGUUUUUUA
Molecule: messenger RNA, 1509 nt
Organism: Hydra vulgaris (swiftwater hydra)
Lineage: Eukaryota; Metazoa; Cnidaria; Hydrozoa; Anthoathecata; Hydridae
Source: RefSeq, a predicted model, not a curated record